Drosophila busckii is the source of this 3393-nucleotide messenger RNA. It is a transcript of the gene Nab2, whose product is annotated as zinc finger CCCH domain-containing protein 14. Gene Ontology annotation, molecular function: poly(A) binding; metal ion binding. Gene Ontology annotation, cellular component: nucleus; cytoplasm. Gene Ontology annotation, biological process: regulation of mRNA stability. Bases 167 to 3103 code for a protein of 978 amino acids. The record is from RefSeq and is a predicted model, not a curated record. NCBI's taxonomy places the organism in Eukaryota, Metazoa, Arthropoda, Insecta, Diptera, Drosophilidae. The transcript is spliced from 5 exons.
UGUUUGUGAGCUGGUCACACUCUGUCACCGUCUACCAAGUUGCUAUAUUAUUUUUAGUGAUUCUUUUUGCUGCAUUUUGUGCAUGUAACAAAUUGAGUACGUUGAUAAAGUAAUCGACAAUAAGAAAACUUGAUGCAAAUACAAUUGGUGCAAAGCAUCAGCCAACAUGGAUUGCAAUCUUGGCAGCGAAAUUGGGCAGAAAAUGCGGAGUGCGGUGAAGGCGAAACUGCUAGAAUUAGGCACAGGCGGCUCUUCCGGCUUCAUUGACGACGAGCUUCCCGACUACGUAAUGGUUAUGGUGGCUAACAAACGCACCAAACAGCAAAUGAACGCCGAGCUCAAUCUUUUCCUUGGCGAGCAGACAGAUCUCUUUGUUACGUGGUUGCAUGAGGUGCUGCAGAAGUUGCAAGAGGUCACGCUACCGGCUUCCAGUGCAACCAGCAAGAAGCGCAAGUCACGACAGGCCGAAACACCAAAAGGGAAGGAGAAGGAAAAAGAAAAGGAUAAAAAGGGAAAAGACAAAAGGGACAAACGAGCGCCUCGAAAAUCUGAUGAAGAUCAGCUUAACAACAGUGCAGAAGCCAAGUCUAGAACAGGAGAUACAGUGCCGGCUAUAACUUCCAUAACCGAUGUGUUUGCCGAGGAGCUGCUGGAAAAGGCCAAAAAGACACUUGACGUAGAUCCUGCACUUAAGGAUGAACUGCUCAAUAAGAAAAAGAAACGCAAGUCGGAAAACGCCACAGAGCAGCCGCAGCCCGAAACCGAAGCUCAGCCUGAUGUACCAACCACGUCAGAGAUAAGCUCAACUACCACUAGUGGCAAUCGUGAAAAGGAUUUGGCUGAAUUAGCUGAAAUACAACGGAAAAUUUAUGCAGCUAAACAACAUUUGCGUAAAAUUGGCGAGCUAGAGAAUGAAAGCGAUGACGACUUGGAGGAGCUGGAGCAGGAGGAGGAUAUACUAAAUCUUAACGAACAGGAGGAAACUCCCGCAAUAGCGACGAACGUUACACCUGUAGUUCAAACACGCAGGGUCAAGAGUCCCAUUGUCUUCAAUAGAACAGCAGAGAAACCCAAAGUUUCCUGUGAGGCCGGAGCGCAGCGUCCUAGUGAGGAUCGGCGUUCAGUGCAUGAUCGUCUGGGCAAUAAGGCAGCGCAGCAGCCUACACCGCCGGAGCGUGCGCAGCGCACACAAAAGAACCUGGAGCUCUAUGUGCCGGCGCAUCGACGUCGCAGCGAGCAGCAGCCGGAGCAGCAGGAGCGCAACCAACGCAACGAACGCCAGUCAAGUCGUAAACAUGAGCCUGUGCGCAGCAGUCGCCGCUCCUCGCGCAGUCCCAGUCCGAAGCAACGCAUAGGCUCACGUGUAAUUGUGGCUGUCAAUAAGCCUCCAGUGCCAUCCGAUGAUGAGGAUAUACUGGAGAAGCCCGUGAAUUCAGUAAUCAAGAUAAAGCCGCGUCCGCUUGUAUCGCCACGCCGGCAAGCCUGCAAGAAUCUAUUGCUACGUGCCGUGGCAGACGCACAACGCUCCACUAUCUUGGCCAAGACACCAGCAGUAACAACAACAACAACAACAACAAGCAAGCAGCACGCAAACAACGAUGAGCCCGAGAUUAUAAGCUCUACGUUAGGUAAGAGGCGUUUAAAUGACAGCAACGCUGUUGUGCCUGGCCAGGAACUAUUUCGCCGCAGUCGCCGUGAGCUGUUGGUUAAUGUGCUGCAAAGAGACAGCAAACGUUCGAGACGCAGCGCAGAUGAAACGCAAACGGAACAGCGAGCACGUGUGGACGAACAGCAGCAGGAAGGACUUGAGCAGGCGGCUGAGUAUGUACCCAGCUUAAGCGUUGGACUUUUUGAAGAGUACGUGCCGCAGCUAGGAACCAACGUUGAGCUAGAAAUUGAUAUGCAUAGCAGCUCUGGCUUAAACACUAGCAACAGCGCCAAAACACAAUUUGUUGUUACCCUAAACGGGGAUAAGAAAUUGGGCAACGCUGCUGCCGCUGCAGCUGCUGCGGCCUAUCGUAAGCGUUCAGCCAAACGCACGCCUUCACCACAAGUGUCCUCCACCAGCAAUCAGACCACAGCAGCAUUGCCUAGCUCAACCACAAGUGGCAGCAACAGCGGAAGACGCAACAGAACCAAGCGCCCACACAGCUCGUCACGGUCUUCGCCUUCCACAUCAAGCAAUACACCGCCACCACGCACCACACGCAGCUUGCAACGCAGCGAAAUAUUGCGACAGCCAAAAGAAGUUAAAAAGCUAAUCAUUAAGAAUAUAGCCGAUGAUGAUGAGGAUGAUGAGCAUCAACAGCCGCCAGCUACCUCACCGCCAAAGCGCGCCAGCAACAGAAAAGCCAACGGGCACAAGCUGGAGCAGCAAACUCGCUCGACUACGCCACCACUGCCCUCAAAGCGAAUCGAAGACAAAGCUGAAGCCGCAACAAUCACAGAUGUGCCAACAGUGAAGGCAAAGCAUACACCCAUACGCUUUAAGCUCAAGCCGGAGGAGGAGCUAUCGCCGGCCAAGAAGCGUCGCUCGGGCAGCAAGGAGCGUGAUAGAAUCUCUAUACGUCAUGCUGAGGAUAAAAAAUAUGACAAUUUGCCAGCCUUAAGCGCCGUCAGCGUUGACUCGGCUGCUUUAAAGGUGUCCAAGCCCAAGGAACGCUGCAAAUAUCAUCCAAAUUGUAGCAAACAAUUUUGCGAGUUCUAUCAUCCGACAGCGCCUUGCAAAUCGUUUCCCAAUUGCAAAUUUGCAGACAAGUGCAUGUAUUCGCAUCCCAAAUGCAAAUUCGAUUUGUCCUGCAUAAGUAUUGAUUGCAAUUUUGCGCACACUGGAGCACGCGAUCUCAGCCAUGUGCCGUUGGCAGCGCCGCCUUUAUCCUCGCAUGUGAUACCCGUGCAGAACUACAAAUCAAUUUCGGCACCGGUUACGGCUACUACUGCAACUACCAUGUGCAAAUAUUAUCCGAGCUGCACCAAGGUCGGCUGCACUUUCUAUCAUCCAAAGCCGUGUCGCUAUGGCAAGAAUUGCAUUAACAAGCUGGAGUGCAUCUUCUAUCAUCCGGAAAUGCAGAGCAAAUUUAAAUGGGUCGCCUCCUUGGGCUAAAACACACAACACACUUCUGCGCUUCAGCAUUUAUUUUGUAGCGCUUUUAGCUAUGCUGAACUGCUAAAAUUAACAGGCAACUGCAAAUCAAUUUUUAAAACAAUCUUCUACAUAGUUAAAUAAUUCAUUUGCUUACACAAAUAUUAUACUAUAAAUAAUAUUUUAUUAAACCUUAGGCGUUAGGCAUAUUAAAAAAAGAACCAUAAUACAUCAUUAAAGAACGAAACUGUUGUCGAUUUGUUGCAUUAUUUUAUAAAGCAUCUAUAAACAACACAAAGCAUAACAAAUCU